GGAAGACUUUAUUGUGCAGGCAGUGACUCGUGAACCCACAAAAACUAGAGAAAGAACAAAUAGAGAGUAAUAGAAUUAGCAGCAGCAGCUGGAUGUGGUAGAAAUGGCAGAUGCUUUCGGGGUUUUAUCAACUGCGGCUCUGUUAAUCUCAGCCAUUGCUUUCCAGUUGAUUUUAGCUAUCAAUGCCGACAUAGCUAGCAGUAUGUUCAUCUACUGGGGCGGCGCCAAUCAUUCCAUGAUUCAAGGCGAUGAUCUUCAGCUCGUCCUCGACCAAAUCUCAGGUUCUGGUGUUCAAUCAAAGAGCAAUUACUUAUUUGGAAGCUUUGAGAUGCAGAUGAAGUUGGUACCGGGCAACUCUGCAGGAACAGUCACAGCAUUCUAUCUCUCUUCAAAUGGAGUCAAUCAUGAUGAAAUCGACUUUGAGUUUCUAGGAAAUGUGACUGGGAAACCUUACAUCAUCCACACAAACAUCUUCACUCAGGGUGGGGGUGGCCGGGAAGUGCAAUACUACCCUUGGUUUGACCCUACUGCCGACUACCACAACUACACCAUUCAUUGGAACCCAAAUGCUGUUGUAUGGUAUGUUGAUGGGAUUCCGAUAAGGGUAUAUAGGAACUACACGAGCGAAGGGAUUGCCUUCCCAAACCAACAAGGCAUGCACGCGUACUCAAGCAUUUGGAAUGCAGAAGACUGGGCGACGAGGGCUGGCCUCGACAAAAUUGAAUGGAGCAAUGCUCCAUUUGUGGCCAAGUUGCGGAAUUUCAGGUCAAGUGGGUGCCCCUUGAAAGCGCCGGAGAAUAUCAGGCAGUGUGUAACGCCUUUAGAAACCAACACGGGUGCAUUUAGCCGGCUGAGUGAUGCAAAGGCCGGGCAAAUGGACUGGGUUAGGAGAAACUAUAUUGUUUAUGACUACUGCAAAGAUGUAAAGAAGUUCAAAAGAGGGUUGCCCGGAGAAUGUUUCCUGCCACAACACUAAGAAGAGCUGUUUCAGCCAGCAUCCUCCAUUCAGGCGUCCACUAUAAUGAACCUAUAUUGAUUACCUUGUGUUUAAUUUAAUUCAGUGCUAUUAUUAAUUAACCCUGGCCUCUUAAAUAUCACUCUCAUUUGUCCUUUGAUUUUCUUCGAGUGCACCUUUAACUCUUCUGUACUCAUUCUUUCGGUCAAUGACUUUAUGUGAAUACUAGUAUUAAUCAUGUGCUUCGCACGGGCUCGCAUAUUUUCUGAAUUUUG
Messenger RNA from Cuscuta campestris, 1230 nucleotides. The record is from the annotation of a GenBank genome assembly. Lineage: Eukaryota; Viridiplantae; Streptophyta; Magnoliopsida; Solanales; Convolvulaceae.